Molecule: messenger RNA, 4806 nt
Organism: Maudiozyma barnettii
Lineage: Eukaryota; Fungi; Ascomycota; Saccharomycetes; Saccharomycetales; Saccharomycetaceae
Gene: RKR1
Product: ubiquitin-protein ligase RKR1
Exons: 1
Coding region: 1-4806 (1601 amino acids)
Biological process (GO): rescue of stalled cytosolic ribosome; ribosome-associated ubiquitin-dependent protein catabolic process
Cellular component (GO): cytosol; RQC complex
Molecular function (GO): ribosomal large subunit binding; ubiquitin protein ligase activity
Source: RefSeq, a predicted model, not a curated record
AUGUCUUUUGGUAACCUUAGUAACAGUUUUCAGGCCUAUGACAAUGAUUUUGGGCUAGGACAUAACGGUGCUAGGAUAUCAUUGAACUUUUUUGACGGUAUACCUGAACAAAGUCUUUUGGGCUCUUUAGUAAGCAAUGAUUUAAGAUUAAUUUUCAAAUCUUUAUUAAAGAGAGAUGACACCACUAAAGAAAAGGCAUUGAAUGAUUUGAACGGAUUGAUUGAUACUGAUCUGUCAAAGCAAGUGGGCAAAGAAUCUCAAUUUAAUGAUGAUAUAUUUUUGCUUUGUUGGUCUCAAGUCUUUGCGAAAUUAAUAACAAAUGAAUCGAAAUCCAUUAGAAUUGCAAGUAAUUCAUUUACGAUUAAAUUAAUAUCAUUAUUAAAUAAAUCAAUAUCUAAAUUCUUAAAGGAUUUCAUACCUUUCCUAUUAUUAGGCACAUGUGAUACAGAUGCAAUGGUCAGUAAGACAUGUAAGUUGGAAUUUGAAACUUGUUUCAAUAAUGAUCAAUCGAAAUUGGAUGCACUAUGGAAAGUCUUUCAAGAACAAAUCAUCUCUUUAAUUAAAGAAAUUUUAAUUAAUGAAUCUGUCGAUACUAUUUCCGAUCAAAGGUAUAUCGAUUCACAGGAAGCUGGAUUUAAAUAUAAUAGAUUGAGUACCAGUUCAAUUAAUCUAUUGAUUCUGACAAUAAACUCCAAUGCUGAUACUUACGUGAAGGGAGACUUCAAGGAUACUUAUAAAGAUAUCCUAUCCAGUGAAGCGUUUUGGAAAUCUUUUAAUCUUUUGACUACAUUUAAUAUGAAGAAAUAUCAAGCAAUAUUGAAUUUAAUUUAUAUCCUUUACUCAACCAAUUUUUUCAAAUAUAAUAAAGAUAUAUUUAAAGUUGCAGUUAGGAAUAUGUUUAAAUCAUUGACUCAAAUAAACAAGAAAAAUAUUGCUAAUUUGAAUACUCUUGUCCCUAUGAUAUUAGAUACAUUGGUUAAAUUAUCACAAUAUAAGGAUGGUAGGAUUUGGUCUUACGAUAAAGACUCUGAUAAAAAAUUACAAGGAUUCUUAUCUGUAACCUCUAAGAACGUUACCCCUCAUUAUUAUGAUUCAUUGUUUCAACUUUACGAUGCAACAAAAUCCCUAGAUAUAUUAGACGUUGAGAAAGAAUGGUUACCAAUUUGGGAAAAAAGUCUUGAUGAAUUAAAUGAUAAACCAUUUCUUGGUAGAUUUGGCGCGAAAUUGCUUAAUGAGUUUUGGAUAAACUUUUGCAAGCUUUUGGAACAAACAACCGAUGAUAAUGGAGACUGUUUACAGGAAUGUAUAAUAAAAACAUUAAAAAAUGGAAAUUCAAUGGAUUCACUACCAGACUUGAAGAAGACUUUACAGAACAUCGUGAGUGCAAAUGAGCUAGAGACUCUAUUCGAAGAAAUCAUUUCUGAACUGGAUAAUGAAAGUACACCUUUGCCAAAGCAUUAUAUUUAUAAUGUACUCACCCUAUUGUUCUUAUGUCGUUCAAAUGAAUCUUCUCUGAAAAAACUGUCUGCAUUUACAACUAAUAAGCUGUCAGAAGACCCUUCUGCAUUAGCCCAAAAAGAACUAUUUCAUGUUUGCAAAAGAUUAAUAGAUUCCAAAUCUGAAGUACUGGAGAAUGAAAUUUCGACAAUCGUAUAUGAAUUACCUACAUGGGUAGAAAAAUCAAAUUAUAAAUCAGCCAUGGAUAUAAUUGUUGAAUAUUCUAAUUCAAAAUUCCUAGAAACAAACGAUAAUUGGUUAUCCUCUUUACAAGAUUUUUUUACAGUCUGCUUAUCCCUUGAUAUUGAAUCCUCCGAAAUGAUUAGUUUGAUCUCAUCUAUAAACAAAGAGUGCUAUGAACAGUUGAUAUCCUCCGAUGAGACGAUAAAGGGUUAUGUGACGAAUUACAUUAAUAACUUUUCCUUUGAUAACAUUGAUCAACUAAGGACACUUUUUCAAUCACCUCUUCUUAAUGAAGAACUAUUGUUAAAUAUUUUCACAAACGCAGAAAAAUCUCAGAAAAUACCGGAAUUUGUUCAAUGUGCUCCAUUAUUGUCAGAAAAACUAAAGAAACAUGUGCUUUUUGAUUCAUCAUUUCUUUCGAAGACAAUGUUCUCGAUAUCUGAUGAAACAACUAAUAAAGUAUAUGAUAUGGUAUCUCCAUAUAUUAGUGCAUCCACUUCUGGUGAUGGUACUUUAAUUAUUAAGAAGUUAUGUUCGAUCAUUAUAAAUCACGUCAAGCAUUGCAAAGUAAUUGUGACAACUGCUAAUGCAGACAUUUUUGAAUGCUCGAGGAUCGCCAAUGAUAUAAUUAAGAUAAACCCAAAAGCUAUACAUAAUUUUAUUCCUGUUCAAAUCGAUGAGUUUUUCUUAGAUUACGUUCCGCAUAUUGAUAGUAGAGUUGCUAUAACUAGCGCCAUGUCUAUUAAUUCGUUUUUACUUCCAAUGAAUGAUGAACAUCAAGAUGUUUCAAAGUGGUUAGAAGUUAUUAAAUUUGGUUUAUUCCUAGAUUAUUUGGUUUUAGAAAAUGAAGACGUACUAUCUGAUGAAUUGAUGGUUCUAUUUUCAAUAAUAGCAGAAUUGGCAGACGAUUACAACUCUAUAUCAGAUAAUCCGGACCCAGCAUUGUGUGAUUUUAUACACACUCUACCAAAAUCAGAAAAAUCAAAGGAUAUAUGUCUUGGAAAUACUUUGGAAAGUAUAACUAAUAAGAAUGAAGAGUGUAAGAAUAUUUUAUCGACAAUUUUAGCGGACAUUAAUGAUGUCACUACUUUCUUUAAGUUUAGAGUACUUUAUAGGGCUCUAGAGAAUGAAAAUGACAAUAUAUCAAAACUUGCUCUAAUUUCUUUUAUUCCAUCAAUAGAGAAAUAUGUUACCGAAACCGUAAGGGCAAAGGAUACCAGUACUGCAAGGUAUCUAUUAAGUUCCAUUUUAUUAUCUUUAUUAUCGAAGGUUCCGCAACAUGAAUUGUGUACUAAGUUAAGAACUCUUUUGGCCGCAGACUGUAUAGGUAUUAGAGAGUCUGAGUUGUUACAAAAAAAGAAUAAGACGAAGCAAUCAUUAAUUCUGUUGACAAACAUGUUGAAACUGGAUAUUACCUCCUCUAAUACAAAUGAUUUUGUGCCUAUUUCACCACAACGUCUGAAUAUGGUCAUUAAGACAAUUGAAAAAUGGUUAGAUAGUGAUAUUAUUUACGAGCCAAGUUUUAUUGGGAUGCGUUUAGUAUUGCUAAAUUUCUUCAGUCUGAUCAUGAAGUAUCCCUCUGUUGUAGAUAUGAACGGGUCCAUAUUGGAUAUUGCGGGUAAAUUACUAGUCGAUUCAUUGACGAUGUGUCAAUUAGACGAUACACCAUAUUUAUUAUCUCUAAGAACAUCCUCAUUGCAACUAUGUAGCACCAUUGAACAAUCACGUCCCACCGAGACAUUUGAAGAGGAGUUUCGAAGUGAUAUUAAGAGUGUGAUUCAAGAGUUAUGUUUUAUUGAAUUCCAGUUAGAGUCGAAUAAUCAAGUCUCGAUAUCUUUUUACAGACAGCUCCAUAAAUAUAUUUCCUCCUAUGCUAAAUCUAAGGAUCUUCUGUCAUACUAUGAUAGAUUUUUAAAAGCUUUCUUAUCCUUCAACUCAAAGAAGUUUAAAUCUGUAAGCCAAAAGCGUUUAAUUACUCUAGUAUUAGGUAGAAUUAUUAAGGAGAGACAGCAAAAUCAAGUAAUUGAAUUUGAGCUGAAACAGCAGCAACUUCAUCCACAUUCUCAUGACGACGAAGAUAUGUUUUUCGACGCUCGUGAAGAUGCAGAUGAUAAUUCAGAUGAUAAUCCACAGAAUGAUGAUGACUUUAAAAUUCCUAUUGAAUUGAUUAACAAAUUAAACGAUGACUUCCCAACUGAAUAUAUAGAAUAUUGUGAAAAUACUAUGUUUAUCACAUACCUAUGGAAUUGGCAUUUAACUUUACAAUUCUUCGAAAAUAUAUCUUAUAAAAUGCGUCAAUUAUAUAUCGAGCAAUUAAAGGAACACGAUUUAAUUAACAAGAUGUUUGAUUUCGUCAGUGACCAAAUUAAUCUAAAUGAUAUCAAUUUCUUUAAAGAACAACUAGCUCUUUAUGAUAUUGGACAUUAUUCCAAGAUGGAAAAUGAAUUCAUGACAUAUAAUGAUGAUUUAUCUAAUGAGUCUAAAUAUUUGAUGGCCCAUUUGAUGUAUGAACUAUUCAAUAAUGUCGGGUCAUUGACUAGUGCAUGGUUUUUAAAUAUUAGGGAUAGGUCAUUACAAAACAAAAUCGAUAAAUUUGUCUCUCAAUUUAUAUCUCCAUUACUAAUAUCUAGUGAAAUUUACGCUGUCUCUAAAAAGGUUGACGAUAUGGAAAAGAAAGAUGAUGCUCUUUCUAUCAAGAUUAACCAAGUUACCAAUGAAGUUAAGGCAAGUUAUCUGAUUGACGAACAAAAUUUGGUUAUUUCUUUUAAGUUACCAAGUAAUUACCCUCUGAACAAUGUAGAAGUCAUAGGUGUCUCAAGAGUUGGUAUUACAGAACAGAAAUGGAAACAAUGGAUUAUGUCUACUCAACAUGUCAUAACAGGUAUGAAUGGUUCUGUUCUUGACUCUCUAGAAUUAUUUACCAAAAACGUUCAUCUACAAUUUUCCGGUUUCGAAGAAUGUGCAAUCUGUUACUCAAUCUUACAUGCAGUUGAUAGAAAAUUACCAACAAAGAUAUGUCCAACUUGUAACAACAGAUUCCAUGGUGCUUGUCUAUAUAAGUGGUUCAGAUCAUCUGGUAACAACACUUGUCCAUUAUGUCGUGGUGAAAUUCCAUUCAGAAAAUAG